CAAACAGGUGAUAUUUCAGAAUGAAGAGUGCUGCUGUUUUUCUGGGAUUGCUGCUCUGUCUGUACGGGACAUGGGCUCAAGGGGAAAUUGGAGGGAUACAGGAUGUCAAAGCAACCCAUGAUCAGAGCAGUAGCCAGAACAACACCUGCCCUGACAUCUGGGCUGAGCUGAAGGAGCUGAGAGACAUGACCAUAGAACAAAUGGUGGAGCUCCGGAACAGCAAGAGCAAGAUAGAGAAGCUGGAGCAAGAGAAUACAGCCACACAGGCCAGACUGACAGCCAGUGAAAGCAAGAAUGCAGUUUUAGAGGCCAGAAUGAGCUCCAUUGAAAAUGAGGUGGAGGAACUCAGGAGAGAGAAUGCAGAGCGUCCAAAGGUGGCGUUCACAGUUGGUCUUACUGACGCGGGAGAAGUCGGACCCUUCAAUACUGAUACCACACUUAAGUUCAGUAAAGUCUUCUCCAAUUUCGGCCUAGCCUACAACCCAACUACAGGUAUCUUCACAGCCCCAGUCAGAGGAGCCUACUACUAUAUCAGAUUCAAUGGGUGUGAGGCACGGUCUUUACAGACAGUACAAGUUGCACUUUAUAACAAUGAUAAGCUCAUUACUAAGUGUUCAGAAAGCAAUGACAAUAUGUGGCUCACUGUGUCUAAUGCCUUUGUUCUACAACUGGAAAAGGGAGAUAUGGUCUACGUGGUUCUCAACUCAGGCCCCGGUAUUUAUGAUAAUUUGUAUAAUCGUACAACUUUUAGUGGAUUUUUCCUUUUUUCUGUGUGAGGUUGCAAAAAAAACAGUCAAUUUCUUCAUCU
Messenger RNA from Etheostoma cragini (Arkansas darter), 808 nucleotides. Its product is annotated as complement C1q-like protein 2. Bases 21 to 776 code for a protein of 251 amino acids. The transcript has 6 exons. Lineage: Eukaryota; Metazoa; Chordata; Actinopteri; Perciformes; Percidae. The record is from RefSeq and is a predicted model, not a curated record. Gene Ontology annotation, molecular function: protein binding.